Cyclopterus lumpus (lumpfish) is the source of this 3175-nucleotide messenger RNA. RefSeq lists its product as uncharacterized. The transcript has 17 exons. The record is from RefSeq and is a predicted model, not a curated record. NCBI's taxonomy places the organism in Eukaryota, Metazoa, Chordata, Actinopteri, Perciformes, Cyclopteridae. Gene Ontology annotation, molecular function: interleukin-17 receptor activity. The coding region runs from base 84 to 2453 and encodes 789 amino acids.
GGGACGAGCACCGGGACGUCCGCGGCUUCUGGAGGCUUUUUUUUUUGUUGUAAUUAUGGGAACGUUUCCUCGUGCGACGCCAAAUGAGUCCUAGACGCCGCGCCGCCGCCGCGCUCGCGCUCGUCGCCUUCGCGGUGUCUCCACUGCUGCUGGAGAGCACGACGCAAUGUCACAGGAUGGAGGAGGAAGGAGGAAGUGGGAUCCCAAAUGGCACGUUUGAGGGGAACUGUCCCGUGAAGCUGACCUCCGGCCUGACCCCUGCGGCCUCCGGGGGGAUCUACUCUGAAUGCGUCACCGUGCGAGUCACGCUGAGGGCCGAUGAUUUCUACAAAGCCCUGAAGAUCGAAGUUCUCCUCCUGGGCCUGACGAGUGAAUUACAGAUAAUUAACCCCAUCUUGAAGAAGAAGAAGAAGAAGAAGAAGAAACAGAGAAAACCAACAAAGUGUGACAAUGAGAGCAGGCUGGGCGUCACGUGUAACUGGGGACGCGGUGUCGCUCUGUGGGAGCUGGUACAUGAUUGCGUCGAGGCCGAAGCGAACGCUGUCGUUUCUGCGUCCUUCAGCACGACGGAGAGAAGCUGCAGCGUCAGUUACAAAGUGCCAGAUCCCAUCCCACACUUCAAUCUCUCUGUGAACCAGUCGUCUAAAUCCGUCUCCGUCACCGUGGAGCCCGGAGACGACAAAGUUCACGCCAGGUGGUGUUACCGGAAAUAUGCACCGGCGUGCACGGCAGAGGACCCGUCCCCUCCAAUCACUAUUGAUUCGUCCGUGUCCCGAGUCGCUCUUCUGAACAUCCCGUACCUGCUGCCCUGUGUGUGUGUGCAGGUGUACUAUGACCGCACAGACUCCAAGCGCCAUGUAAAGUGCCCGUUCCUGAACCAGAGCCUGUCAGACGUGGGAGACAUCUGGCUCUCCUCUGAGGUCACUCUGCACGAGUCGAGCGUGACGUGGAGCUCCCCGUGCUCCGCCGGUGACCUGGAGCUCUCUGCCUCCCUCUGCUGGAGGCGACAGGAACACCUCUGCACGCCGGUCCUCAACUCCACCCUGCAGGAGAUGGAAGAUGGAGCAGACCUGAUGUACAACACGUCUGCGGUGGACAAACACCCUCAGAUGUGUCUGCAGUUUUCUCUCCGAGGCGGCGACCAUAUCUCUUGCCCCUUCGAUGCCGAUAUGUCCUCGUGGGAUGUGGCCAUCGGACCGGGCAGGAAGAGCGUGUACCUGUACCUCACCUCCCCUGUUCCUGCAACGUUCUCCGCUCAGCUGUGUGUCCUCGACGCGAGGGGAUGCUCUCCCGUUGGGCCGGUCCACUCGGUGACGACGGGAAAUAAUUCUGCCGACACGACGAUGAACGUUCCCCUUCGCCUGGUUGCAGAGGAGCCGUGUGUGCAGGUGUGGCGGUCAAAUCCCGUUCUUCACGGUCGACGAGUUCUCUGUCCGGACUACACGCACAACCGAUGGGGCGUGUACGCCGUGGCGGCUUUGGUGUUCGUGGUUAUUGUCGCACUGCUGGGGAUUCUGACCCAGCGUCUCGCCAAGAUCGGAGCUGCAGGUUGGCUCUGCAUCCAGGAGCCGGUGUUGCUGGUGUGCACGUCGGAGCGGUCGGCCCACAUCUCCGCCGUGUGCUCGUUGGCCUCCAUCCUGCAGGGAGAGCUCGGUGCCAAAGUGCACCUGGCUCUGUGGGCCCAGAGCUCUCAAACGCAGGCCGGGACCGGAGUAGCGGAUCUGGGUCCGCUCCCUUGGCUGUACGGCCGGUGGGAAGCGGUGCGUGAGGCGCGGGGGAAAGCCCUCAUCGUUUGGAGUCCCGACGCCACGAGGACCUACGUGAAGUGGAGGGAGGAGAGGGCGAGAAUGGAUCAGAACGAGGGGGAAGUGGAAGAUCGCAGCGGAGCGGAGAAAACCAGAGUGGAGGUGGAAGAGGAUUUGAAAUUAAACGGAAGGAGACUGUGGAAAUGCAAAAAGGAGAAAGCUGCGGGGCGUGUGAAAUCCUGCGAGGAGAAAGACUGGAACAUCCAGAGGGAGUCCUCCACGGUGAUAGCGCCGGUGUUCACCGCUGCUCUGGCCUGCCUAGAGGGGGCGCUGCAGGAGGGCAAAGGUCAAGGAGUGGCCCUAGUCUACUUCCAGGGCCUUUGCCACAGAAGGGACAUCCCAAAGACCUUCAGGGGGGUCCCGCGAUACUGCUUACCCCAGGAUUUCCGGGGUUUGAUACAGGAGCUGGGAGGCAUGAGAAGACUGACGGAAAGCGGUACCUUCCGGUGGCACUGCUGGCCCAGACUGCUGUCCAAAGCGCUGUCCGUGUGGCUCGCGCAGCGGCUGGCGAGCAGGCUGCAAACGCUGCUGCUGCCGCGGACGCAGUGGAAGAGGAAGACGCCGGGGCCGAGCGUCGCGUCAUCGCCGGAAGCGACAGAGGAGCGCGAGCCGCUCCGCGGGGCGCCGCGGCGAGCGGAGGCCCUCUGAUCUCCGGUUUCACGUGUCCGGUGGGGGGGGCAGACUUUUGUUCUGCUGGAAACACGACACGAACACAUGAGACACGGGCAGCUGGCGUUCCACUGCGAGCCAGAACAACGUUUCAUUACUGGACACCAUCGUGUUUAAAAAAGAAAUAAAAAAAAUGGGAGAAGGCCGCCACUCGUUUUGCAUGUUAAGAGUAGGGGUACACGCUCCUGCAUUCAGCCCCUAGAAGAGGAUCUUCAUGGGGCUUUUUGUGACUGAAGCCAGAGGGAACACCUGUCUUUUCAUCUGUAUGUAAAUCACAUUACAUCCCAGUCUUCUAUUGUUUGAAAAAAUCUAAUGUUAUGACUGUAUACAGGAACACGUUUUUAUAAACAGGGACGUUGAGCAAAAGCGGUUCCAAGAUUCCUGAUAGAGAUAGAGAGAUAGAGGCAACAGGUGGAAAGAUUAAUAAGCAACUGGCAUUGAGGUGUGCGCCACCAUUUGGCAGUUAAAUCAUGUGGUCUUGUGUCAUAAUAUUGCCUUUUGCUAUAGGAGACCUGUUAUUCAAUAUGUGCACAUAUUACCUCUUAAAAACAAAGUAUGAAUGCCAAAAAGACAAAAAGUUCCACCCUUACAAGCAUACUGCACAUUUGAUUGGCAUUAAAACAUUUUUUAUGAAAGAUAAUAUAAUGGCUCCACGGUGGUGUAGUGGCUAGCACUGUCGCCUCACAGCAAGAGGGCCGCGG